This is a messenger RNA of Truncatella angustata, 1191 nucleotides long. Its product is annotated as dihydroceramide delta(4)-desaturase. The record is from RefSeq and is a predicted model, not a curated record. The transcript has a single exon. Lineage: Eukaryota; Fungi; Ascomycota; Sordariomycetes; Amphisphaeriales; Sporocadaceae. The coding region runs from base 1 to 1191 and encodes 396 amino acids. Gene Ontology annotation, cellular component: membrane. Gene Ontology annotation, molecular function: sphingolipid delta-4 desaturase activity. Gene Ontology annotation, biological process: ceramide biosynthetic process.
AUGGCCCCUUCAAAGACAUCCUCCUCGACCGUCACUGCUGCUUCCACUGGCAAAGAACAGCCCGCAGUUCUCAAGCACAACGCUCGGGGCGUGGACAGCAAGACCGACAAUGGCGAGCAGACUCUACGAGAUCCCACAGAGGAGAAGAAGUAUCGCGACUUCUUCUGGACGUACACAGAGGAGCCGCACAGGACGAGGCGUCUGGCGAUCAUCAAGGCACACCCCGAAGUCACGAAACUCUGCGGCCCGGAACCCUUGACGAAAUACGUCGUCACGGCCGUGGUGGCUCUCCAGAUCUUCUGUGCAUAUCUUCUGCGCAACAAGCCCUUCUUCUCUCUGCCCUUCUGGGCCCUCGCCUACGUCGUCGGCGCGACCGCAAACCAGAACCUCUUCCUAGCCAUCCACGAGAUCUCGCACAACCUGGCCUUCCGCUCGCCCACCGCGAACCGCCUGUUCGCCAUCGCCGCCAACCUGCCCAUCGGCAUCCCCUACAGCGCAUCCUUCCGACCGUACCACCUGACGCACCACAAGUCCUUGGGGGUCGACGGGCUGGACACGGAUCUGCCCACUGCGCUCGAGGCCGUGUUCCUCGACUCGAUCCUGGGCAAGGCCUUUUUCUGCACGUUCCAGAUCCUCUUCUACGCCGUGCGGCCCAUGUGCGUGUACGCGGUGCCGUUCACGUGGGUGUCGGCGACCAACGUGCUGGUGCAGGCCGCGUUCGACUACGCCGUCCUGCAAACGCUGGGGGCGCAGUCGCUGCUGUACCUGCUGCUGUCGUCGUUCCUGGCGGGGUCGCUGCACCCGCUGGCGGGCCACUUCAUCGCGGAGCACUACGUGUACACGACGGUGGCGCCGGCAGCGUCGGACCCGGGCAACAAGAUCCCGAUCCCGGAGACGUACAGCUACUACGGCAUCGGCAACCUGUUCACGUACAACGUGGGGCUGCACAACGAGCACCACGACUUCCCCGCGGUACCCUGGACGCGGCUCCCCAAGCUGUACGAGAUCGCCCGCGAGUUCUACGAGGACCUGCCCCAGCACCGCAGCUGGAGCUACGUGCUGUGGCAGUUCAUCUUUGACGAGAACGUCGGCAUCCGGUGCCGCGUCAAGAGGAAGGAGGGCGGCCGCCUGGUCGGCGUCAACGGGACCAAGAAGACCGAGGAUUGGAAGGAGACUGAGAUUGAGGCUUAA